CACCGUAAACCAGAGCUCCGCCUGAAGGUAGCGCUCUGUGGUUGCUUAGCAACGGGACGCUGGAACAUUGCCAGGCCUGAUGGUUGUGCUUCUUUAGUCCGGACCUCGUCGGAACCUAGAGCUAAGCAGGGUGGAGCCGUCGUGUAGGACCAGCAUGGACAAUCGCUACCCCGGCUCCAAGACUGAGGGGAAGAGGGAAGCAGUGGAGCAAAUUCCCGAACAGAGUAUAGAGCCGAAGGGGCGACUGCAGCGGUACCAUGAAACUCAAGCUAUUAUGCGUCUGGAAGGACCCCAACAUGGGCAGCUGUCAAACGACAAGAAGAAAAUAUUUUCCUUUACAUUGGGAAUGCUUAACCAGCACAUAGAUGAGAUUGCUGACCAGCUUUCAGGUAUCCAACAUGCUAAGGAUACAGAGAAGGAUUCGUGUGAAGCUCAGCUGGCAGAGGUUCAACGUGAUUUGGAGCAUAUUAAGGAGCAACUGAACCUAGAGAACCUGCUGCUAGGUAACAGCCAACCUGCAUCACUAACCAUGGAAUCUGGCAUGGAGAAGUUGACAGUUUUAGAGGAAACUACAGUGCAGAAAGAAGAGGUUAUGAACAACAUUGCCUUGUUGGAGGAGAAAGUAAAACAGCUCAAGAAGAAGACUCUCCUAGCACAUGACAGACAACAUGGAUCACCAGUAGUGAAUGGCUCUGACUCUGAACCCUGUUAUCAAACAGAAGACUUGAGACUGGAGUCCAAACAAGAUAUGGUCCAAGGGCAACUAUUAUCCACUUCUGUGAAUGAAGGGGAUAUCCUGCAGGCCCAAAAGAAGAAGAUAUUUGGUUCAAGUCAGAUCUUCUUAAAUAUGGAGGAUAAAUAUUUCAAGAUCCAACCUAUUUCUUUCAGUAAUGUUGUUCAAGACAAGGUCACACAGCACUAUGAGCGUGGUCUCAAGCACAUGUCUACUCAGCAAUAUGAAAGUGCAGUUGUCUCAUUUUCAAAAGCAAUUGAACUGAAUCCAGAGAAGGCAAAACACUACAUUAAGAGAUCAGAGGCUUUUCUCCAACUCUGUGAUUUUAAGUCUGCAGCACUAAAUUUACAGAAGGCCUGUUCAUUUACACAACCAAGGAAGGAGUACACUGAAUUGUUGGCCUUUAUAUUUUACCUGCAGGGGCAGUGCCUGUUUGAGCGGGAGUGCUAUCUGGAUGCACUGGAAUAUUUUACCCGCAGCUCAGAGCUUCAACCCUUGAAUAAACAGUGUCACUUAUGCAGUAUAUCCUGCCUUGCAGCUCUGGGAAGACAUGCAGAGUGUAUCCGCUUGGUUACUAAAUGGCUGGAAGAGGAACAAGGAAAUCCAGACCUGUAUGUUGUUCGUGCAAGGCUUUAUGACUACUUAAACCAGGCAUCAAUGUGCUAUCAAGAUUUACAGAGUGCUCUAUCACUGCACCCACAGCACACUGUAGCCUGCACCAUGCAAGAAAAGCUGAUGGCCAAAGCAGAGGAAGCAAAAAUGAAAGCCAUCAAUCAUGCAGUUCAAGGACAUUUCCACGAAGCCCUCAAGAAAAUAUGCAUUGCCUUAGAAUACAGUCCAUCAUCAGCUGAGUACCAUGUAUUCAGGGGCACGGUAUACAGAAAGCUUAAGGAUUUUAGCCCUGCUGUUGAUGACCUUGUUUUGGCAAUGAAUUUGUGUGAUGCACAGGAGCCUCUGGAAAUGCAAUUACACUCUGAAGCUGAGUUGCAGCUCCAUCUCACCUAUAAUGACUUUGCUGUUCACUGCUACACAAAGGGCUUUUAUCAGGAAGGGGUUCUAUUACUGAACAAGGCUCUGAAUGGAGAACAAAACAAAAAGGAGCUUUAUGUUAAUAGGGGUGACUGUUUUUUCCAGCUUGGGGAGCUGUCUUUUGCCCUUGCAGAUUAUGAGCAGGCUUUAGAGCUGGACAGCACUAACUGGGGUAUUCACACUCGCAUUGCCAAGCUUCUGGAUGAAUUGGGGCUAAAAACUCAGCAGUCCAGGCAGUACCAGCAAGCAGAGCUUCACUUCUCUGAAGCCAUCAAACACCAACCUCUCCUGCCACAGCUAUUCCUACACAGAUCUCAGGUUAGGCAUUAUCUGCAGAAUAUCACUGAUGCCCAGAUGGAUGCUGUCAUCUCUAUUCUAUUGCACCCCAACAGCAAUGAGGCCCUGCUAACUGUGAUGAAGUUUUUUCCUGGCAAAUCUUUGGAGGAGAUUCUAAGGAGCAAACUAGCCAAUGCUGCCCAGUGUGUGUUGCACAGAAGUCUGAGAGAACUUCCAGUAGCCUGGAGAGAACACAUCCAUUCCUUUGGGAAGCCUGAGGUAGAAGCUUCUGGCUCCAAGAAUUCAGGAUCAAAACUAGAGAUUAAUACAUGUCUGAGUGACCAGCAACUGAUGGCAGAAUUGAUUAAAGCUCGUAGAUCGUAUGACUCCAAUAUCCAAGAAGCCCUGAAUUCAAAAGGCCCGUUCCAGUCCCACGGCCCACAUUUGCCAAAGAUAAGCCGGCCCGAGAAUAAGAACCCACAGGCUUCACACACUUGGAAGACGCUGAGCUUUAGAGAGACACAUGUUGGCUGAAUGGAGACGGAUCACAUUUUCUUACUAUACUUACCAUUUCCUAAUACAUAUGUUCAUGAAAAGAAACUGACUAAAAUGCUAGUAAAUGAUACAAGGCAUUUGUCCGUUCUUAUAAAACCCUCCACCCACACUGACGUUGAUAUACUAAACCCCUGAAUCGGUACAGCAUUCCUGUGUGAUGUAUGUUAUAAGGCCUUUUCCAGCUAAUUAAAUGUUGACUGUAUAAACUGAAGUGAAUUACUGUUUAGUACAUAAAGACAUUUAUUAUGGCAACCUAGCUGCAGUUGGGACUAGGGAUAACCGUCAGCAAUAAAGCGGAGCCGAGCAGGGAUUGGCCCAAAAAUACCUACUUUCACAUUUCAUGCCAAUCCCUGCUCGGCUUUGCUUUGUGCAUCCUAGUGAAGAAGAAAGCUGUACUUUUCAGUGCAGUUUCGCUGAGGUGUAGAAGGGAGUGAAUCUACUACUGCAAGCUGAAAGCAGAGGAGCCUACAACCAAUAUGCCUGCCUGCCAUGGUUACUGUGCUAGUUUUCUGUUUAAUACAAUAUUUGGGAACUUAAGAACAUGCAAAUACAAAGUAUUGAAUAGAUAAACCCCAGGAAGUUUCCAGUUAAAAGGGGUUGUUCACCUUCCAAACUCUUUAGUCAGUUAAUUUGUUUACAGAUUGUUUACCAGAAAUAAAUCAUUUUUUCUCCGUU
This is a messenger RNA of Xenopus laevis (African clawed frog), 3268 nucleotides long. It is a transcript of the gene ttc16.L, whose product is annotated as tetratricopeptide repeat domain 16 L homeolog. The record is from RefSeq and is a predicted model, not a curated record. The transcript has 16 exons. The coding region runs from base 155 to 2572 and encodes 805 amino acids. NCBI's taxonomy places the organism in Eukaryota, Metazoa, Chordata, Amphibia, Anura, Pipidae.